AUGGAGAUGCAGAGAUCAAACCUUGAUUCAGAGAUAGAGUUUCCUCAAGAUUUCAGAUGCCCCAUUUCCAGAGAUCUCAUGAAAGAACCAGUCAUCAUCUCGACCGGUGUUACAUACGAGCGAAAGAACAUUGAAAAAUGGUUCUUUACCUACAAAAAGAAGACUUGUCCAGCCACAAUGCAAGGCAUUGAAAACUUCGGUGUUACCCCUAAUCAUACCCUCAAAAGACUCAUUCUUGUAUGGCAAAAUAGUCAUUCUCCAUCUUCCUCUUCAUCGUGUUCUCCCUGUUCAUCUUCAUCGUCACCUUUGCCAUCGUUCAAGCGAGAUGAAAUGGUGUCAUUGCUCAAGACCCUCGGCUCCAGUCCAUUCAAGGAGGGUUGGAUGUGCUUUUUCCAUUAA
Molecule: messenger RNA, 399 nt
Organism: Lactuca virosa
Lineage: Eukaryota; Viridiplantae; Streptophyta; Magnoliopsida; Asterales; Asteraceae
Source: the annotation of a GenBank genome assembly